Molecule: messenger RNA, 3248 nt
Organism: Glossina fuscipes
Lineage: Eukaryota; Metazoa; Arthropoda; Insecta; Diptera; Glossinidae
Gene: Gycalpha99B
Product: head-specific guanylate cyclase
Exons: 8
Coding region: 1096-3117 (673 amino acids)
Biological process (GO): cGMP biosynthetic process; response to oxygen levels
Cellular component (GO): guanylate cyclase complex, soluble
Molecular function (GO): guanylate cyclase activity; heme binding
Source: RefSeq, a predicted model, not a curated record
UUUAACAUACCAUUCGUUUACGAAAGAGCGAGCUUUCAUUUUUCAUUUACACGAAAGAGAGAAAAUGCUUAACAUAUUUUGCUUAAAUUCAUUCUCUUUGCUCUUUGACUUUUGUUUAUACAACAUUUUUGUUGCCCCUUGAUACAAACUUACGCAGCUAAAGAUAGAGAGAGAGAGAGAGAGAGAGAGAGACAGAAAGAGAAGACAGCGAAGAGAAGAUUAUAAAGAUGGUAGGAAGCAAACACGAAACUUGUGUUUGUAUUUAUCUCGAGGCGAAUUUCCGUAACAAUUGUGGGCGUUUCAGUUGGCCGAUCAAGAAAGCUUUUAAUUAGAUUUGAGGACUAAGCCUGUCCAUCUAUAGCUCGAAGCCCGCAGUUAACAUUUACACGUGCUACAUAGAGAUUCUUUCCUCGAUCCCAGUUACAAUUAAAUUGAACCUUUGUACACUAACUAACUAAGGCCGAGUAUGCCAGCAGACAAAUCGAUGUGAUUCGAGUGACUCGAAUUGAUCAAAUACUUUUUAUGGGAUUUCUUGCACGUACAUUACGCGCAUUACAAACGAAAAGACAAAUAUAGCUUACGUCGAGCUUCGACGAUGUCACAAAUAUAGAAGCGCAAUCAGCCUCUCUGCACUGUUGACCUCAAAAUACUGUUGUAAACAAUCGAUAAACAAAAAAAAGGCAACAGGUGUUUUUUUAAGCUUUCACUUUCAUAGUGAAAAGCUUAAAGAUAAAAAUAAAAAAAAUAACAAAAACAAUGAAAAAGAAAAAGAACAAGAACAAGUAAAAAGUUGAAACUUUUUCGUUAACGAUUUUGCGCUCAACUAUUUAUACUAAUUUGAAAUGAUAGCUUUAAGCUUUCAGGAAAAAUCCUUAUUUUCCUAUCAGUUGCUUUUAAUCAUUCAAACGUGAGAUUGUCUUACGCAUCUGCAGGACAAUAUUAAAAAAAAAUCAAACAAAAAAGAAAAAAUAUUAAAUUUUUAAAAAAAAAAGAAGAAAAUUUAAGCAUUUAGCAAAUCAACCAAUUAAGCCGUAAGGCAUUUCAAACGUAAGCAUUUCAAGAGGUAUUUGAGUAGAACGCUCUAUAGAGCAGAGAAUGGCUUGCCCUUAUUUUCGUCGGGCUGAUUCAUUGCCACGUCAAUCUUCAGUUGUAACAGAGAGCAGUGGUAACUGGUCCUUGGAGGAUGAAGAACAAACAGACGACGCAUUGACCUUGAGGCACUUGCAAAUGGCCAUACAAUUGUUAACGGCCCCCUCGAAUGAAGACUUAAAUAGUGCCGUGACUUCUUUAAUUUGUAAAUAUAAACAAAAUUGGCCGAAUAUAACGAAACUUCGAAUUGACAUGGAUACCCUAAAGAAAUUUCCAAACUACGAUUAUUUAUCGGACAUUCAAGAAAUAUUGCUCGAAAUGGACGAGUCCAGUGCGAGCGAAAUUUUAGUGCUAUUAGGUGAAGAAUUAAUAAUCACUUGUUGCACGGGCAUCAUUGAUCGGGCUUUCCGGUGUCUGGGCACGGAAUUGCAAGAAUUCCUUGGCUCAUUGGAUGGCGUUUACGAUGUGUUAAAGUUGCAAGAAGAGGAUGAUUGCAGCGAUACGGGUUUUGUUUGCGCUGGCGAUGGUGAAUUGAUUUUUACCUCCGAUCGACCUGUCAUCGCUUGGUUACUAUUGGGUUCGCUCAAGGCACUAACACGCAUGCUUUUCAAUGUUUAUGUGAACAUUAAAAUCGAACCGGUUGAGGGGGAUAAUCGACGUUAUCGUUACUUAUUCUCGGUGGCUAAGGAGGUUCCUGCUCUUCGCUCUUUGGAAUUAAUUAAGCAGGCACCGGAUGUACCGACGCAGCGUAGUAACUCAACUAAUGCUGCUGAUUUAUCCAUGAAUUCAACAACAUUUUGCAAAGCCUUUCCCUGGCAUUUUAUUAUGAACGACCAAUUGGAUCUGGUACAGUUGGGACGCGGCUUUAGUAAAUUGUACAAGCCGUAUAUGGCUGAUUACGGUUGUCACGCUACCACUUAUUUUGAUUUUAAGCGUCCUAAGGGCUUAACCGUGAAAUUUCGCGAUAUUGUUCGCCGCACUUAUACGCCAUUUUUAAUUGCUUUAAAAAAUCCUGCCAACGUUGAGGAUUUCACAGCUAAGGGUCUUGAAAUUAAAGGCCAAAUGGUUCAUUGCCCUGAGUCGAACUCUUUACUUUUCAUCGGAUCGCCAUUUCUAGAUGGCCUCGACGGCCUAACUUGUAAUGGUCUUUUUAUCUCUGACAUCCCCUUGCACGACGCUACGCGUGAGGUUAUCCUCGUGGGGGAGCAAGCUCGUGCCCAAGACGGUUUACGUCGACGUAUGGACAAAUUGAAAAGUUCGAUUGAAGAAGCGAAUGCUGCUGUCGCUAAAGAGCGGAAGAAGAACGUUAGCUUAUUGCAUUUGAUUUUCCCGGCAGAGAUUGCCGAACGUUUAUGGUUGGGGGCUACGAUUGAUGCGAAAACGUAUCCCAAUGUCACCAUUUUAUUUAGUGACAUUGUGGGCUUUACCAGCAUUUGUUCGCGUGCCACACCUUUUAUGGUCAUUAGUAUGCUGGAGAGUUUGUAUAAGGAUUUCGACGAAUUUUGUGACAUGUUUGACGUGUAUAAAGUGGAAACUAUCGGUGACGCUUAUUGCGUGGCUAGUGGUCUACAUCGGGCCUCCAUCUAUGAUGCCCAUAAAGUCGCUUGGAUGGCUUUGAAAAUGAUCGAUGCUUGCUUAAAGCAUAUUACGCAUGACGGUGAGCAAAUUAAAAUGCGUAUUGGCUUGCACACCGGUACCGUCUUGGCCGGUGUCGUAGGUCGGAAAAUGCCGCGCUAUUGCCUCUUCGGUCACAACGUUACCAUUGCAAAUAAAUUUGAAAGCGGUAGUGAAGCGUGCAAGGUGAACGUUAGCCCGACUACCAAAGAAUGGCUUAUUAAGCAUGCAGGCUUCGAAUUCGAAUUAAAACCACGCGAUCCCUCGUGUUUGCCUAAAGAAUUCUCCAAUGUCGGCAACGAUACAUGCUAUUUUCUGGAGAGCUAUCGCCAUCCCAGUCUUGAUGACUACCUACCAUUGGAUGAUCAUAUCAAAGCUGCUAUGAAAACUAUAAUACCCGUAGCCAGUAAUUAAGCGAAGCCGUUCAUAGACAUUCUCAUUAAAUCCCACUACUAUUCGGUGGGGAUGUUAUUAAAUUACAAUAUAAAAGAGAAAACUUUACUUCAUUCAAAAAUUUUAUUCAAUAAAUAGCUUCAGAGAUUUAA